CAGUCUUCCGCAUCAUUUUUUUCCAAUUGCAUACUGACCUGGAAUCGUGUAUACAAUCGAACACUCCGAACAUACACUUAUCAGCAAACGACGGACAGUUGGAAAAAUCGCACAUCACCCAUCCUUCCACCACUAGCGUUCCUCGCAACGCCCUCCACAUCCGCAACACGACUUUCAAACGAACCUGGAAAAACAGCGACUUCAUCAAAAGACCAGGGAAUUCCCAAAAUGGCCGUAAUAGUGUCUGCGGAACAUAGCCCUGAAAACCCUCCAAACAACCAUUCCAAACCAUCCUCCCUCUCUAAAUUGGUCAAAAAACUAAGACAUCUCCGACGCUCAACCUCUAAAAAGCAAAACAGUGACACAUCACGACAAAUCUCAUACUAUGACCCCCGACCCCCCCUAAUUCCCACAUCACUCCCUCUAGUCCUCCCAGAGCACAAACACACCCUCGCCAAUCUAGGCUGGACAACCCUAACAUUCCCAUCCCCUUCUACUCCAACAUCUACUUCCCAGGACUCUUCGCCUCCACCUUCCUCACCACACCCACUCGAAACAGCAACAUUUGCUCUCUAUACCGCAGCUCAACAAUUCUUCAAUCAACCUCUCUCGGCUAAGCAAGUCUGGAAACAUGACCUCGGCACGGAAGAAGGUUGGAGUAUCGUCGAAGGCGAGAAAGAAUUCAUCACGUUACGAACACUCUCUGGCACACCUGAGAUUUUGAGGGAUGCAGCGGAGAGGUAUUGGAGUGUUGUUCUGGGUGGAAGGGAGGGCGUUUUGAGGGGUGUACUUAGGGGUGUUGAGGGGAGUUUAGGAUUAGGAAGAGAGGAAACAGGAAACUCAUCACCGACUGCGGAGAAAAGCCCGCUACUCAACUUCCUACCUCCAACACCUUCGAUGCCCCGGACGGAAGACGAGAAGACGGCAUCAAUGAUCAGGAUCUUCCGUUACACUCUCUCGUCUCCUUCACCAAUCACUGCUUCCUCGCUCCCUUCGGAGCACAUCCCAUCACCGCCGUCAGAUGAGCAGGAAGACGGCAUUAAAGUAAUAUCAGAACCGCACUCAGACCUCGGUCUUCUCUCGCUCGUCACGGGCGAUGUCCCCGGGCUAGAAGUCUACAACGGAGAACGAUUCCUCGACAUCGAGAGAUUCUACGCUCACUCCUCUCCUCCCCCUCCCUCUUCCUCGUCUAUUCAACGAAUGGGAAGCGGGAAAGCAACAGUACUAAUCGGACGUCAUCUAUCCCUCCUCACAAACGGCCGGUACCCGCCCGGUGGGCAUAGAGUUGUUUCGUACCAUGAUUCCCCUCUCCUGCCAACACCCGCACAACCUUCAACAGAGGCUGAGAGUAAGGAUGGGGGACAAGGGACAGAGUACAGACACUCUAUUAUCUUUGUGCUCCGUGCGCAUUCUCCUGUUCCUGUUAUCUCGCGCGAGCUGGAGUCUGAUAGAACGGGGAAAUGGGAGACUCCGGUAGAAGAGAAAGACGGAGUUACGGCGGGCGAUGUGUAUGAGAAUAUUCGGAAAGGGUGUUGGAAUGUCAAUUUAGGGAAGACGGAGAGGGAGAAGCAGAGAAGAGAUCUGGAGGAGGAGAAGGUUGGGGGGAAGGAAGGGGAAGGGGGUUUGGGUGGAAAGUUGGGUUAGUGAUGGGUGGUGCGAGAGAUCAAUUUGUAUGUUUUAUUUGUGGUUCACAUACCUGCUCUUUUGGAAACUGGUUUCACGGUGGUGGUAUUAAGGUGAGAUACGUGUGC
This is a messenger RNA of Periconia digitata, 1751 nucleotides long. NCBI's taxonomy places the organism in Eukaryota, Fungi, Ascomycota, Dothideomycetes, Pleosporales, Periconiaceae. The record is from the annotation of a GenBank genome assembly.